Molecule: messenger RNA, 1702 nt
Organism: Daldinia decipiens
Lineage: Eukaryota; Fungi; Ascomycota; Sordariomycetes; Xylariales; Hypoxylaceae
Exons: 3
Coding region: 1-1161 (386 amino acids)
Source: RefSeq, a predicted model, not a curated record
AUGUCUGGCGAAAAGAAGCAUGAUGACCAGGAAGCUGGUAAUACACUAUCCUCAAACCUCCCCAGCCAAUUCGAUGGUCACAAGUCAUCCGGCAAAGGCAAGAUGAAAGCCGAGCAUCAAGAACAACAGUCAGGCGCAAGUCGCGGACACCAGCAAUCAUACUCGGCAGUGAAUAGCACCACAGCCAACGCAUCGACUUCUACUCAGGCUGCCCAGGCUGCUGACCUAGAGAAACUUGAACAAAGACGUCGACUAGAUGACAUCGUCAAAGAUCACAUUGAUGACUUUGGCAUUGUUUAUGACCGACCCGGCGCUGCGACUGGAGAUUCUCCCGAUGGCUCGUGGAUGAUGGCCGGCGGGCUCGUAACUGACCCCCUUCAGGUUCAGGGAUUGUGGGACGCUAAGAUGUCCACCUCAAGCCUCUCGUUGUUGGGAGAAGACUCCAACGGUAAUGGUGAACUUGAAGUCGCGAAUCAAGAAAUCUCUGGCCUAGAGGGGGCUUCAACUUUCCAGGACGAUGAUCGUGCCGCGCUACCUAAUGACAUACACAACACUAUAGAGACAUCGUCUUCCGACCCGUCCACCGCGGCUUCCUCGCCAACGCUUCAUACUAUGCAAGCCCGGCGACGCCAGUCUGGCAGUUCCGCUCAUCCUACUCAGAUCAGAGGUCCUUUGCCCCCUCGAUACUCUGAUCGAGUCAUGCCCACCGUUACUCCUGCAUUUGCGCCCACGACAUUCCGUCGCUAUUCUCAAAUGGACGGUCCGGCCCAGGAAGAGGCCGAUGAGGACGAAGACGACUAUUACGCAGGUCCUGUUAACGGAAAUCCUUUUAGAAUCCCGGCAUCAUACUCAACGGUCCAGCCGCGAUCGCAGGCUCAAUCGAGAGCUGGACCGUACUUCCACAGACCCUCGGUAUUUGCCCAACCUGGCCUCCGACCGGCUUCGUCUCCAAUUCCGCGGCCUAUUGAUGAUCUUGUUACUCUCGUUGGCGUCCCGGGAGUCGGCGUACCCGGCACUGAGAGUGUGAACAACCCAUCGUCUUCCCGCCGCUGCCAGGGACGAUGUAUCAACCGACGGCUUGGCCUCGCCCAGGCCCUCGCAAGGGAUCGUAUGGUCUUGGAGAAGGAGAAGGAAUUGUGGACUAUGAUGAUGGGGUUUUGAGACUUUUUGUUUGUGCGUUUAGGGAUGGUUUGUUCGUUGGUCACGAUAUUCGUUUUUUGCAGGGAGUUGGGCUUGCUGAAGGUGGAUUCUCGUUAUUUUAGGGAUGGCGGUUUUGUACACCACUUCUUUUUAAUAGCCAGAGUUUCUAUAGUGGCCAUCUUCGGACUCGUCGGCGUGAUGUUAGUGUAAUGUAGUACGAUGCCGUAGGUAGCCCUUGAUUAUUGGCUGGGUUUUCUAGAGUCUAGGUCUAGGUACUCCACGUCGAUUUCGAUUUCUUAUGUUGAUGGGUUAAUAAAAGUAUAUUGCCCAUUGAUAUAUCUAUCAUGCUUGCUUUCUGAGCUUGGCUCAUAUGAACCUAUGCUCCAUGAAUCGCAUUUGAAGCAAAACAGACCUCCUACUAACCCGCUCAGAAGAAAUAAUGGGAAAGACAGCCGAGGUUAAAUUCAGGGUAUCCAAGUCAUUAGUAUAGCCAAGCCUAAGUCUUCAACAACUUGCCAAACCGAAUAGCCUCCAUCUCAGCUCAUGACGGCAAUGCCUAACC